Messenger RNA from Stylonychia lemnae, 510 nucleotides. The record is from the annotation of a GenBank genome assembly. Lineage: Eukaryota; Ciliophora; Spirotrichea; Sporadotrichida; Oxytrichidae.
AUGUCUCAUUUGAUGAUUGCUCAAACUCUAAAUUAUCUUGGGUAGAUAAGCGAAUCUUUGGUAGAAAUCUAAGAAAUUGAAAGCUAAUUAGAUUACAUUAAUCACGAUAAUUUAAGAAGUUUCUUCGCUUCUAGAAUUGGAUUCAGAAAAAUUAAUUUAUAGCUACUAUCGAGACCGAAUUCGGCAUGCUAAUGGAUUCAAUUUUAUCAAAAAAAACUAUACGAAGAAAUUGAAAAGUAUGAAAAUUUAACACUUCAAGAUGACUGCUAUUAAAAAGAGUUAUUCAUUUUACUUAGAAUAAGAGUAUGCUAUCUUACAAGAUAAAUAAAUCUUUGUGAGGCCAAUAAUUUGAAAAAUGAAAUUGAAAAAAUUCUGAUUAAUGUAUCUAUAGCAAAUCCUAUGAUUUAUUUCAAGACUCAAAUUGUUGAUCUCUAAUACAGAACACUAAGUUUAAUAAAAGAUGAAGAUUAGCUCAAUCAACUACUUGAGAAAAGUUUUAAUGAACUAUGA